Molecule: messenger RNA, 681 nt
Organism: Lepus europaeus (European hare)
Lineage: Eukaryota; Metazoa; Chordata; Mammalia; Lagomorpha; Leporidae
Gene: ANTKMT
Product: adenine nucleotide translocase lysine methyltransferase
Exons: 5
Coding region: 18-659 (213 amino acids)
Biological process (GO): regulation of mitochondrial ATP synthesis coupled proton transport; peptidyl-lysine trimethylation; positive regulation of proton-transporting ATP synthase activity, rotational mechanism
Cellular component (GO): mitochondrion
Molecular function (GO): protein-lysine N-methyltransferase activity
Source: RefSeq, a predicted model, not a curated record
CGCAGCCUCCGAGCGCCAUGGAGCCGGACGACGCGGCCGAGGCGCUGGCGGAGCUGCGGCAGCGGCGGCUGAGCGCGCGGGAGCUGCUGCAGGCGGCGGCGGGCUCGGGGCUGGCGGCCUACGCCGUGUGGGCGCUGCUGCUGCAGCCCGGCUUCCGCCGCGUCCCGCUGCGGCUGCAGGUGCCGUACGUGGGCGCGAGCGCGCGCCAGGUGGAGCACGUGCUGUCGCUGCUGCGGGGCCGCCCCGGGAAGACGGUGGACCUGGGUUCCGGCGACGGCAGGAUCGUGCUGGCGGCGCACAGGUGCGGCCUGCGCCCGGCCGUGGGCUAUGAGCUGAACCCGUGGCUGCUGGGGCUGUCGCGGCUGCACGCGUGGAGGGCGGGCUGCGCCGGCGCCGUCCGCUACCGCCGGGAGGACCUCUGGAAGGUGAGCCUCAGCGACUGCCACAACGUGUCGGUGUUCCUGGCCCCCAGCGUGCUCGCCCUGCUGGAGGAGAAGCUGCAGGCGGAGCUGCCCGCCGGGGCCCGCGUGGUGUCUGGACGGUUCCCCCUCCCCACCUGGCAGCCUGUGGCCGUGCUAGGGGAGGGCCCGGACCGCGUCUGGGCCUAUGACGUCCCUGGAGCCCCCGGCCCCGGCCCGGCUGACAGUGGGGCGCAAUAAAGACGCAGGGGCUCUGUCCCGA